Messenger RNA from Dermatophagoides farinae (American house dust mite), 2767 nucleotides. Lineage: Eukaryota; Metazoa; Arthropoda; Arachnida; Sarcoptiformes; Pyroglyphidae. The record is from RefSeq and is a predicted model, not a curated record.
AAUCAUCAUCAACAACAAUUAAGAAGAAACAACGUUCAAAACAGCAACAACAACAACAGCAACCGGGUACAUAUGGCCAAUAUACAUUACCGGCAAAUACAACACGUAUGAUGAUGAUGAUGAAGACUGGUCAAUCACCAUCCGUUAUAUUGAAUCCAUAUCAUCUUGUAUUGACACCAACAUUAGAAUCACAGCAUUUAAAAACAUUAUCAUUACCACGUCAAAAUUCUGUACAGAUUCAACAAAAUAAUCCUACAAAAGUAACAACAUCAAAAACAGUGAAAAGACAUUCAAAAUCAUUUAUUAACACUGUUGUUGAUGAAAUACCAGUGGUCAAUCCAGCAUUCAAUGAUGGUACAAUUAUGCCAACAGCCAUUUCUGAUUAUGAUGAUCCAUUACGUUUACAUCAUUUACCACAACAGAAUCCACAUCCAGAUUUAGUGGAAAUACGUACAAAUCAAAAACAUUCACCAUCAACAACAACAACAACAACACGUCCAUUGAAUGUAGCUAAUGAUAAUGAUAAUAAUCAAUCAAAAUUAAGUGAUCCAAUUGAAUUUUGUCAUUUAUCAUCAACAACAACAACAACAACAUCAUCAUCAGCUGAAACAAAAUCGAAUAUGAAUAUCACAUCAAAUGAACCACAGCAGCAGCAACAAUCAAUAGGAAUGUCAUCAUUUCAACGACGACAACAACAACAACAACAAAAUCCUAAUUCAAAUCAUCCAUUACCACCAACUAUACAAACAAUGCAAACAAUACAAAUGAAUCCAAGAUUUAGUACAUCAUCAUCAAUUAGUAAUCAAUCAUCUGAUAUAUCCGGUGAUCCAUCAACAACAUCUAGUCUUUUCUAUGUUGAUUAUCGUCCAUCAUCAUCAUCAAUGAUAAAUACCAAUGAACAACAACAACAACAACAGCAACAUAGAAAUUCAUCUGUAUCCGAACUAUCAUCAAAUAGUUCAACAAUUACAGAUGGUAGUAGUGGUGGUGAUAAUCAUGAAAUAGAUGAUGAUUUACCACCACCACCGGAUAUAUUAUUAUGUGAUGAUGAUAUUGAUAGUGGUGGUGAUCAACAACAACAACAACAACAACAACAACAAUUAACACCUACAAAUAAAAUAGCUGAACUAUUACCACCAUUACCACCGGAUUAUCAUUCAAUAUCAACAUUACAAAGACGUAAAUAUCAACAACCACCAAUAACAACGCAACAAUUUACCAUUACAAAUACAUUGAAUCGUUCAAAGCCUUCGGCAAAUAUUAAUAGUGUCGGUGGUUAUACAUCAUCUACAAUCAAUGAUGUACCAGCUUAUUCAACAACAACAUUAAGUUCAUUUAGUACUUUACCACAAAAACAACAACAAUUAUCAUCAUCAACGCCAGGAUCACAUUCUGGUACAUUAUUGAGGAAACCACCACCACCACCGCCACCACCAAGGCCACGUUUACCACAAUCGAUCUCAUCGGAUACAACAUCAUUACAGACAUCAUUAUCAUCAUCAGCUAAUUCAGAUUCAUAUGUUGAUCCACAAACAUUAUCCAUUUCUGAUUCAAUAUCAACACCAAUAAUGGAUAAUUUAACACCAUCACCAAUAUCUGAACAAAAUCAUCAUUAUCAAAAUCCAAAUUCAUCACAACAACAACAACAACAACAGCAGCAACAAUUGGGUAUAAAUCAAACAAAAAAAUUAUUUAAUCGUCGUGCACAAUCACCAACAUAUGGUUGGGUUUAUCAUCAAACUGGUGGUGCUGAUGCUGCUGCUGCUGUUGGUGAUGAACAUUCCGAAUCAUCAAACAUUAUGAAUAUAAAUACAUUCGAUAUAAAACGUUUAGAUUCAUUAAGUUUGACAGAAAAUCGUUCAGAAAUUUCAAAUGGAACAACAAAUGGACCAAAUAGUCUGGAUUCUGGUGAUUCACAUCAACCAUUAAGUCAUUCAUUUGAUCGUAAUAAUAAUAAAAAUAAAAUGAAUUUAAAGAAAAAAGAUAAAAAAAAUCAACAUCAACAUCAACAACGGCAAUCAAAUCAUAAAUCAUCAUAUGUAUAUCGUAAUCAAGUAUUUGUUGGUGAAAUUGAUUGUGAAUCGAAUGGAAAAAAUCGAAAUAACGAUGGUGAUGAUGAUGAUGAUGAUGAUGGUAAUGCUGAUCGAACAAAAGCACGUAUUCUUAAACAACCAUAUAGAAUGUUUUUUGAUGAUAUGACACCUGAUGAAAUGAUGCAACAGAUGGAUCGUCGUCAUCGUGGUGGUGGUGGCGGUGAUAAUCAUAUGAAUGGAACAAUUCAGAAUGAAAAUGAUAAAAAGAAAAAAUUUCAGAAUAAUAAUUUGAUUACAAUUAAAUCUAGAAAUGAAAAUUAUUUGAAAAGUUGUUGUCGUUCGGCUAUUAUUAUAAUGACCAUUAUGAUAUUGAUUCUUGUAUCGAUUAUAUUGGCAAUUACAUUCUAUAAUCAAUUUGUAUUACAUAAACCAGAAACUGGAUUCAAUGCAAUUGGCCAGAUGGAAACAUUUUUUGAAUCAAUAACAAAUUCUAAUCAUAGUAAAAAUGAUAGCCAAUCUAGUCGAAAAAAUGUGACAACAACAACAACAACAAUGAAUAAACAAGAAUCAACACCAUCAUUAUUAUCGACAUUAUCAACAACUGUAGGAAUAUUGAUAAAUACAUGGAAUAUUUCGAGUAAAAAUUCACCUAUAAAUAAUGUUAUUAAUACGACACCAUCGAUGAUUGACAUUCCAACAACAACAACACAACACUGAAAAUUGAUCCAGAAAAA